Molecule: messenger RNA, 5732 nt
Organism: Rhinichthys klamathensis goyatoka
Lineage: Eukaryota; Metazoa; Chordata; Actinopteri; Cypriniformes; Leuciscidae
Gene: tdrd15
Product: tudor domain containing 15
Exons: 3
Coding region: 83-5722 (1879 amino acids)
Source: RefSeq, a predicted model, not a curated record
UUGACCUCCAUCAUCCCAAGCUGUGGCUGACGUGCUCAGUACUUGAACAUUUACCAGGACUGCAUGGUUAGAUUGGAUUCAAAUGCCUUCGAGUCAAAUGGAGAGGCCAAAAGAGGAGACAAAGCUCCCUGCUCCAUGUGUUUUGUGGCCUGUGGAGCUGAAGCUGACUCACAUUGACUGUAGUCCUGAGGAGACACUGAUACACUUUCAGGGCCAAUAUAUGACUAUCUGUGAACUGGACUACAACAUUCUUCAAGUUGAAAUUCAAAAUGCUGUGAAAUCGAAAGUUUCUGGUCAGGUUGGAGAAGUUUGCCUGGUAGAAGAUGCAGCGUCUGGUCGCUGGUACAGAGGAAGAGUCCAAAACAUACAGAACAAUUUGUUCCACAUGUUUUUGCUAGACCAUGGAGAUGUGUUGAUUGUUGAGCCCAGCCAUUUGUCGUCUAUAUCUGACACACUCCUAAUGCUCCCACCAAAGAUUGUCUGCGGUUUCUUUGCCAAUAUACUGCCAGUCCAGAACCGAUGGGACAGUUUGACAGAGAACUAUUUAUCUUCCUUGAUAGGCAGCCAAAUCAAAGGAUACAUCCACGCCCGUCUUCCAUACCAUGUCCUCAUUCUUGAAGUUCCGGACAUUAAUCGUGACUUUUUAAAAAUGAGGCUUGGGAGACAUGUGGACACUAGUACAUUUCUGCUACUGGUUGAGAUUCUUAUUGGGGAACCAGUUCUACAAAACAAUGAAUCUGUCCCUGAUCUCUUGAUUGAAAAGCAAAUAGGGCAAGAAUGUUGUCUCAAAUCCUCAAGCCUGCUUGGCUUUGAAGAAAUUCUCUCACUUAAUGGCCCAAAGCUGAAAGUUGGUCAAAAAGUAAGAGUUGUUGUAUCUGCUGCCGUGAAUCCUGGAUUAUUUUACUGCCGACUGUCAUCCACAGACAAGGACCUUCAAGAAAUGUCAGAUAAAUUAGCACGUGCAUGUGAAUCAGUCAGUGGUUACCCAAGCAAUAAACCACUUGAAAAUCUUGGCUUGCUCUGUGCAAUCAAAGGGAAAGAUGAAAAAUGGCACAGAGGUUUUGUGCAAUGUCUUCCCCUCAACUCCCAGGUCCAAGUUGUGUUUGUCGACAGUGGCUAUUCUGAAUCUGUGAAAGUUGAAAACAUCUUGCAGCUACCAUCAGAAUUAAUCUCAACACCGAUUAUGGCAUUCUCAUGUUCACUUUCAUGCUUGGAAGAACCAGAUGAGACCAUCAAAAACCAACAACUAGUGGCUCUGAAAACCGGGUUGCUGGGGAAAGCUUUAGAGGUUGCAAUCGAUGACUUUUGCAAAGAUCAGAACUUCUACUUGGUCACAUUGAGCACUGCUGAGAAACACUCAGAGGAGCAAGCCAAAGUUAAACUCCUUGGAAAAGUUUUUGACAGCAAGUCCAACUUUCCCCACAAUAUCCUUUCAAAGAUGUAUGCUACAGAAACGAAAGCGGUCCAGACUUCUGAUUCAGUUUCUAGUCAAUCGAUACCUGAUGGUUCUAUUUUUGAGGGCUAUAUUGUGCAUGUCCAGAGUCCAAAACAUUUCUGGAUAAGGACCAAAGAACAAAAUCCUAAGUUUGAAAACAUGACGAAAGAAAUGACCAAUUACUUCACCAAACUACAGUUGAAAGAGGAGGUUUUUGAAGACCCAGUGCCUGGUGCACUUUGCUGUGCAAUGUACGAAAAAGACAUGCAUUACUACAGGGCCAUUGUAGUAGAUACUUUGGAAAAGGGAGCUGAGGUGUUUUUCAUUGACUUUGGAAACACUGAAAAGGUGCCAAACAUAUUAAUAAAGAAGCUUCCCCCAAAGUUUGCCAUUCAUCCAGAAUUUGCACUGAAAUGUGCAUUAGCGCAUGUGGCUCCAUUUGAGGACAUCUGGACAACCACAGCAUCCGACUUCUUCAGGCAAGUCACAUCAAACAAAACCUUGGUGGUUCAUGCCAUUCACAGAAGAAAUGCAAAAUAUGUUGUUGAUCUUUUUGAGAGAGGUGCUGAAAAUAGCUAUAGCAUUGCAAACAUCAUGACAACAGCAAAAAUGGCCCUGGAUUGGAGAUACAACCCGGCAUUAGCAUCUGUUGAAGCGGAGAAGUCAUGUAAAGACAAAGGAAAUGCUCUGAGCAAGAAAAAAAAUAGAAAGGACCUUCAUGUGGUGACCUUUUGCAAAGUCACCUCUUCACCCAAUCCAAAUCAGUUGAAACCAGAGUGGGAACAACAGAAUGACCUUGAAAGACGUACUCCAAAUGUGAUGCCACAACUGAAGGUCGUUUCUGCUGAGGCUUUCAAACCGAUGCAUUUCAAGCCUGGAUCUGAAGUAAGUGUCAGUUUCUUACAUAUAAAUUCUCCAUCUGACUUUUGGUGCCAAAAUGAGAGCACAAAAGUUGAUCUGGACAAAUUGAUGGAAGAGAUGCAGGCAUUUUACCAAACGCACACAGUUGCACUUGAAACGCCAGCAGGAUGUUGUGCAGUAAAGUCUCCACAGGAUAACCGAUGGCAUAGAGCAUGCAUAUUAGGAAAAAGCAAUGAGGAACUCCGCUUGAUCCUGGUCGACUUAGGCAUCAUUCUCCAGGAAAGGAUGCAAAACAUCCAAGCUCUUGCACCACAGUUCUUUGAACUUCAUGAACAAGCAUUUAGAUGUAGUUUGAACUUGAUUGAACCUGUUGGAGGAAGUUCUUGGAAUUCAGAAGCAUGCAGAUUGUUCAAGGAUUUUGUGUCUGAGGAUUCACCCUGUAUAUGCAGAGUUCUUUCCCAGCUCUAUGAGCAAGGAAAAGGUCUCCUUUAUGUGGUCACCAUUCAUACACCUCAUCAACAGGCUACCACGUAUCUUUUAGAGAAAGGUGUUGCGGUGGAAAUGCAAUCUCCAAAGCAGCUAAUUUCAUCAUUGUAUCCUCGUUCCUUCAUUUACUCAUCUUUCAACUUGAGUUCUGAAAGCGAAGAACUGGUGCAUGUUACUCAAGUUUGCAGUCCUUGGGAAAUCUAUUUUCAGCUCGACAGGAAUACAGAGAUCCUUGAUGCGCUGAUGGAGAGAGUUGCUGAAGAAAGUCAGCUCUUGACUACGACAUCUGACAACUGCAGCGGUAAUGUUUGCCUGGCCAAAUAUUUCUGUGACGGCCAGUGGUACAGGGCUCUGACACACCCCGUCCAAUCUCAUCAACAUGUGAGUGUGUUCUUUGUUGAUUAUGGUGAUAAGCAAAUUUCUGAAAAGACUAAUGUUAUACCAAUUCCCAAAACAGCGAUUGAUUUAUUGAUGACACCAAUGCAGGCUCUGAGAUGCAGCCUUUUGAAUGUUCCAGAGGGGGAACAUUUGCCAGAAGUCAACAUGUGGCUUGAGACUGACAUCCUCAACAAAUCCUUCCAGGCCAAGUUUAUGUCAAGGGACAACAAUGGACAUUUUGUCUGUGAUCUUUAUGAUGGAAAUGUGCACAUCAAUGAAAAAGUCAGAGAGCUCACGGCAACUUGCAGUGUGGCAGAACGUAAUCUGACUGUCAGUAAACCUGCUUUAGAUUCCCACAGAGAAGAAGCGGAUGUCUGCAUUUUAAACAGUAAAGUGAACACCAAACAGAGGGGAUGUGGUAAAACUAAAGCGGGUUAUAAGCAAACUUCGAAACCCAUAAAACCUCCCAAAACGCAACAUAAAGCAGCAAUAAAAGAGAAACUACAGGACACUACCUGUUCUCUUAAAGUAGUGCCAUCACAUAAGAACUUGCCAAAACUAUGUGAUCUUCCUGCUGUCAAAAUGAAACCAGGUUCUCGCGGCGUGGGCUUCAUCUCUCAUUGCAGUUCUGUUAAAAGCUUCUUUAUCCAGAUGGAAGACGAUGAAACAAACAUCCUUCAAAUGGGUGAAGAACUAAACAGCACUGUCUUCAAGGAUAACAUGGAAAAUGUGGCAACCGAAGUAAAAGUAGGAGACCUUGUUGCCGCCGAGUAUGAAGAAGACUUGGCUUUGUACAGAGCUGUUGUCACCAACGUUUCAAACUGUGGCCGCUUAGCAGUUGAGUUUAUUGAUUAUGGCAAUCCUGCAACUGUCGACAGAAAGAAUGUCCAUAUGCUAACCAAUACUUUUUUGUCUCAGCCCAGAUUGAGCACUCUGUGCACACUUGCGAAACCUUACUCUUUUGAAAACGACGACUCUUUUAUCAAGGAAGCAGUUGGCAAGCCUUUAAUGGUAGAAUUAAUUAGAAAGCUUGAAAAUUCAUGGGAAGUGAGCAUUAAGAUUGAGGAUGGCCACAUGCAUGGGAACUCAAAGUAUGAUGGUGAUCAGAGCAAAGAUGUAGUCUUGUCUAGCCAAGACAAAUUGCCAAAAGUGUCCCAGAGUGAAAACCAAACUGAUUCUCACUCCCACAAGGCUAAAUCAGUUAAAACCUUCCAGCAAAAGACUGAGUUAUGCACACAACAACGCGAAUGUGAACUCAAAAAGAAUCAUGCAGAAGUUAGAACCUACCAGCAAAAGACAAAGUCAAACACACAACGCAAAUGUGAACUUGGAAACAAUCAGACAGUUCCAAAAAAGCAAAUUAAGAAAGCUGGCUUUUACUUCCCGACGUAUGUCUUUUGGAAUAGAAAGUACAAGAAGAGGCAAAAUAACUUAAAGCCUAAGGACGUGGUUCUUUCCAAACUACCAUGUGACACAAGCAUACCAGUGACUAAAACUUCAAGAAAGUUGCAGGAAAAUGUUUCUACACUUAAUGCAAAUGAUCAUGAAACCUCCAAGUCACCUGCUAGCGUUGCUCUGCAGGAUGUGGAAGAUAUUGAGGCAGUGGAAAGUACUGAUGGGUUGCUUGUUGUUGAUGACCAUCGUCCCUUCCCAGACACUUCUUCAAAGAUCAGUUUGGAUCGACCACAGACCCUACUCCAGGCCCCUGUCCAAAUGAACUUUGAAUACAAAGGAUUUGCAGCUGCAGUAACAACCCCAUCUGAAUUUUACAUCAUUCUUGAAGACCUGCUUUUGAUUGUAGAUACUGUCUCUGCUAUUCUUGAGAACCUUUCCGAAGUUUUGGUGCCGUUACCGGAGGUUGAUUUUGUUCCUGGUGCGAGCUGUUUGGUGAAAUCAGCGGAGAAGAAAAAAUGGUGCAGGGCCGAGAUCGUGCAGUGCGAUUCCACUUCUGUGCUCAUAAACUUGGUUGACUAUGGGCAGUAUUCAGUUUUGUCCCUACACGAUGUCUGCCAGCUUAAAAGACUUCCAGAGGAGCUCGGUAGAUUACCUAAAGUCACCUAUCAUUGUUUACUGAGGGGAGUGAAACCCAAUGGCCCGGACUGGUCUGAUGAUGCCAUUGUUUUCUUCCAGAACUGUAUGUGUCAUGGGAACCUACAGAUCCGUUUCAGACAGCCUGUUUCUGAGACACAAUGGGAGGUUGACAUUAUCACGGGAAAGCGAAAUCUCGCAAAAGAGUUAGUAGAUGCUGAUCAUGCCAUGUAUAUCGAUAAUAUGCUUGGAAUCAGGUUUGAGCAAGAGCAAGGAGCCAAUAGAGAGUCUAAAAAACAAGACAUCUCCACCACAGUGAAUGUUUUAUCCAUAAUGACUGAGCACACAUGCAAAGCCACAUGUUCUCAGCAGAUCUUUUCAAAUGAGUCCAUGUUUGAUCAAAAGUCAUCUCAGGAUUCUUUUGUGGAGCAAGACACGUCAUUCCCUUUGAACAGCAGUGGUGAUCAUCUUGGACCUGUGGAGAGGGCAAUGCUUAGUCCACCAUCAGGUAUCAAACAAUGUGCACUGAUGUGAGAAGGCUCAU